Messenger RNA from Aspergillus versicolor CBS 583.65, 1820 nucleotides. RefSeq lists its product as uncharacterized. The transcript is spliced from 3 exons. Gene Ontology annotation, molecular function: monooxygenase activity; oxidoreductase activity, acting on paired donors, with incorporation or reduction of molecular oxygen; iron ion binding. Lineage: Eukaryota; Fungi; Ascomycota; Eurotiomycetes; Eurotiales; Aspergillaceae. Bases 56 to 1507 code for a protein of 483 amino acids. The record is from RefSeq and is a predicted model, not a curated record.
UGACCAAGUCUUUGAUUGAUUUUAUUUAAUUAUCAUAUUAUUUUUUAUUUUCAUCAUGCUACACGACGUCGAAGACUCUUCCCACAAUGCCGGCCCUCUCAUCGCCAGCCUUCUACCAUUUCUUCUCCUGGUCCUGACAGUGCGUUGGUUCCUUCGUUCAGAAAAGAUCCCUACCGUCAGCUCAGGAUUUCCCGUUCUGGGAAACCUGCGAAAAUACACCCUCGACCCGGUUGGGUUCAUUUCUGCCGCCACCAGCAGCCAUGGACAGUGCUUUACUGUGUCGAUGUUAUUCGGCCGCACGAUCUGGCUGCGAAGUCCUCAACUGAAUAAGGAAUACCUAGAAACACGAGAGGAUGUAUGGUCGUUUGGCGACGGGAUGGGUCUGUUCCUCAACAAGAUCGUUAUCCCAGGAUACUUUGACCAUCUACGCAGCAUGGUCGGGUCCUUGAGUCGAGGGAUCUCGCGCAAAGCUACUCUCGAGAGAUAUACCCAGAUCGCGGACGAAGAAGCCAUCAAGACAGUCCAUAGUUGGACCGGCAGCAGCGGACAGUCCGUAGCGCUCUUCGAAGAAGUCUCGUUCCUUGUCCACAAGAUCAUCGUGCGGUGCUUGAUGGGACAGGACUUUUACGAUCACCAUGUCGAGGAGCUCUACGAUCUGCUGCACACUAUGGAGGCCAACGUUGGGAGUAUCUGGCAUACCAUUCUCCCAGCCUGGGUUCCGCAUGCUCCAGCCCGUAAUCUGUGGAAAUCGCGAGACCGUGUGCAGGAGAUCUUCCGGUAUCGCCUGCAGGAGAGAGAAAAAUGUCUAGAGGAAUGGAACGACCGUCUUGAUUAUAUCUCGUACACUCUGCAGGACCCUGCAACUGCCCAUCUGAGCCGCUUCUACGCUGCACACCAUACACUCCUCAUGUUUGCCGCUCAUACUAGUACUGUUGCGAGUAUCUCCUGGACCAUCUUAGAGCUGCUCAAAUCCCCAGCCCUCCUUCAACUUCUACGCGAAGACCUAGCGACACACUCCCCAGACCAGUCUUCCUUCCUCGAUGCCCUGAUUAAAGAAACAGGCCGUCAUUACUCCGGUAACAGCGACGUCCGCUGGGCCCGGAAACCCAAGACCCUGCGCACCGACGUCGCCUCCAUGGCAGGAACCGAGAUCACCAUCCCUGAGGGAACUAUCGUUUCGAUAUCUCCCUAUCUUACCCAUCACGACCCUGCGGCUUGGGAGAGGCCAGAUGAAUAUCUGCCUGAACGAUGGUUGCAGGAUACUAACCUGGCCAAGAAGUUGAACGACGGCGGGCAGCUGCGGUAUAUACCGUUCGGGGCUGGUAGUCAUCGGUGUCCUGGUGAGAAAAUGGCGAUUCUGAUUUCCAAGACGGUUGUCUCGAGUAUUGUGAAGAACUGUGAGAUAUCCUGGGGAGAGGGAAGCAGCGAGCAGACUCUUGGGGGGCUGGAUUUCUCCAAGGUCGGCAGUCCCUGGCUCAAGGGGGAUGUGCAGGUGCGAUUCGCCUAGUAUUUUAUCGUAUUCUCUUAGCUGUUCAGAAUGCAUAUUCAGCUUCCCGGUGCAUAAAUAUUCUAUCGUUGUUAUAUUAUAAUGGGGUAUAUAUAUAGUAUUCUCGGAAGUAUAGAAUGAUAUCGAAAUGGUAGAUAUACCGUCAACUGUGACUAGAGGUACACCAUCUUUCUCUUGCAUGAUGCAAACAGUAUAUGGUAUCAUGGUCGAUAUAAUAUUCUCAGAUAAUGAUACCACUCACAUUGUCUAUACUUGUAUACCAGUAAAUCGAUCAAUACGCAGCCCCAGGAACAUCCGCCAAACCAACCUUCAG